GCAUGGGCUUCAAACCGGUCGGAGAUAGUUACGUUUUUUAUUUCAGACUAAAACGCGCUUUCAUUUCUGCGUUUUCCCUUUUUUCAAAAGUAAUUAAAAUGUGGCAAAGACAAAAUCAUUGGUCGGAUCACCUCUUACACCAACUGUCAUCGUUUAAAGAUAAAGAUUUAGAAAAUAAAUUAUAUAUGUUUUCAUCCGAUGUAGCAAACUGCUGGAUCCAGUGAGAACAUUUCACAGCGUCAGAGGCGUCUGCGACUGAGGGCUAGUGGAUACUCGCAACUUGAUACAGAGCAUCUUUAAGAUGGGGUUGUUAAUCAAGGCAAUGCUAAACUCUCUUGUCCUACUGCUCAGUUGGGCUAUGAUACCGGAAUUUGUGGGAGCACAGAAUGACACCGAACCAAUUGUCCUAGAGGGCAAGUGUCUUGUGGUUUGCGACUCAAAUCCGACUAUGGAUUGGAAGGGUUCGUCUUCUCCACUCGGUAUCUCUGUGCGCGCAGCGAACUCCAAGGUGGCUUUCUCUGCAGUUCGGAGCAACAACCAUGAACCAUCGGAGAUGAGCAAUAAAACAAGAAUCAUAUACUUUGAUCAAAUUCUUGUGAAUAUAGGCAACUACUUCACACUGGAAUCAGUAUUUCUGUCACCUAGAAAAGGAAUCUACAGUUUCAACUUUCAUGUUAUCAAAGUGUACCAGAGCCAGACCAUUCAGGUGAACUUAAUGUUGAAUGGGAAACCUGUCAUCUCAGCCUUCGCCGGUGACAAAGACGUGACACGGGAGGCUGCCACCAAUGGAGUCCUGCUCUAUCUGGAUAAAGAGGACAAGGUUUACCUUAAACUGGAGAAAGGAAACCUGGUUGGGGGUUGGCAGUAUUCUACUUUUUCUGGUUUUCUUGUAUUUCCUCUGUAAAAGAAGAACUUCUCAAAGUGUUUUGUUUAAUCAAAACUUUCCUUCAUCAUUUGGAUUUAGACAAACAGAUGGAAAUGUUGGAUGGCCAUGGAUAAAGGCGUGAAUAGUAUUUUUGAAAGCUUUGACAUUUGCUGGGUUAUUUUACAGAUGCAAUACUCUUUUUGUUUCUGACACUAUACCAUUCUAUACAUUUUAAUGAGGAACACCAUUGUUUCACAACAAGAUCUUCAAAUGCCAAAUGCCCAUAAUGUGAGCAUUGCAUAUUUGCAUUGCAAGUUUUGUCAAACGUUUUAAGUCACCAUGGCUCGCAUACGACCUCUUUUGGUUUUGGAUUUGUUUUUUUAGGGAGUGUGACAUACGGGUUUCAGUCUCAAGAAGAAACUGUGAUCCAAUGUGCAAUAGCAAGCCCAAGAGUGAGAUAACCCCGCUCUAUCUACCAGUCACACACUGGAUCUAAUAAGCUGGGUUUCAGUGGCAGAGUCUGUUCUCAAGGGUCAUCCUCUACAAUCAAUACACAAAUAGUUUGCUAAUUCCUGUGGUGGACUGGAGGUUAGAAACCUCAGUACAAACAGGAUGUCCUGCAAAGCGCUACCAGCAGGUCAAUGCAAUGAUUAACCUACUAUUAAGCAAUCUGGCAAUUGACUAGGACACCUAAUUGGACUCACCCUGAAAGCUUCAGCAACACAUGAACGCAGGAUAGCUUUGGUAAAAGCCUUUUUGAGUUCUUAGACUGUAGAUAAAGAAGCAAACAUUGCAAAGAUUAACCAGCCUGGACCAUCCUCAGUCAUUAGUGAUGUCAAAGCAGAAUGCUGCUGACUACAUAGGCCUGCACUGCAAGUGCAAAAUAAGUGGACGUUUCAUACUCCAAAUAUUGGCCCUUCUGAUUCCGAGGCCUCCUCAUGAAAUCUUAACUAUGUAGGAAUACUAUUAAAACUUGGUUUGAUACACGCUUGUUAAUUUAUUGUUCAUAUUCAUCAAUUUAGACCUAAACAGUGUGGUUGUGCAUUGAACUACUUUGACUGCCUAUAUACAUUUGUGUUGUGUGCUUAGUUUGAUGUGAAACAUUACCUGUAGCAUCUGCAAGUCGAUAGACAGUAUGUUAUUUUAAUGUCAUUGUUUAGAGACAGUGAGUGCAUACAUGUGCAGUAUUUUCAGACUAAUUCAGAAAGAUUGGAAGAAUGAGCCACAAACAGAUUUUGCUGUAUGCCACCAAUAGAUUAGUUUAGCAGAUUAUGGCAUUGAUUUGAUCUUUAAAGUUUUUUUAUAACAUUUGUUAUUGUUUUUUCCCUCAACGGUUUUCAAGUGCUGCUAUAUUUUUGGGGAUUUUGACAUUCAGGCAUCAUAAAGAGCGAGUUUGAUUAAUAACAGUUAUCCAGCUGAGUAGCCACACACCACAGUAUGUUUGAUCAUACUGAAUGUUUUACUGCUGAUGCCAAUGGAGUCUGGAACAAGGAGGCCUGGAACAUGUUCUGCAUUAUUAAAACAGAUUAUCAUCGUGGAGUAAGAGGACUGAGAAGGACAAAUCCUUCAAAUGACUGCAAGGAAUAAUGUAAAUAUAAAAAAUGACAUGUUUACAGGUGUCUGUUGUGGCUUCUAUGGUGUGGAUCAUUCAACCACAUUUGACUGCUUUACUUGAUUCGUCAUUGCAGUGUUUGAUUCAUGAUGACUUGCUCCGUCACUGUAGCCUAACAUUUGAAAUUUUAAAAUCACUUGUACUGUAGAAUUUAAGAGUGAAGGCUGUGAAUGAGUGAGGACUGUUUGUGAGAACUGUUCAAAUCACUGGAUGGUUGUUAGGAAAUAAAAGAAAAUCACAUGGUUUUUAUAUCCAUAAAGUUGACCACCACUGUAAUUACUAAUCAUGGCAACACUUUACAUUAUGGUUACAUUGACUAAUGUGUAACUACAUAGUUAUUGCAUUGUGAAAAAUUAUUGUAGGGACAGGUCAUAGGAUUUGUCAAUUUUCCAUGAAUUUAAAUGAUACCCAGUCUUAGCUAUAUAGGUUAUUACAAACAUGUAAGAAGGUACAAUUUGGGGCAGAGGUGUAAGGGCUAAGUGGAUGUUUUGAAGGUUGUGUCACCAAAACAAGAUCUCUGUUAACAACCAUGCACUCCUGGAAGGCCCAACCUCCCCCAUUCCAAGUUUCAGUUGGUUAAUAAUUUGUAGCACUAAACCGCAAUGAAGUGUAACUACAUAUAAACUUGUUAUGUUCCUAUGUAACUAUGGAAAAAGUUAUUGCUAUCUAAUUACAUGGUAGGUUAUGUAACCUUACUGUAAAGUGUUGCCCGAAUAAGUUUUGGGAAAUAAAUGUAUGGACCUACUUCAUGUAACUUAAAAUAAUCAAAUGGCCAGUGUAACUUUAUAAUAGGAUGAUAUGUGGCAUGUAUUACCAUGUUCAUUAAAAAAAGAAGAAAAAAAGCAAACUACAUUUACUAUGGUGGUACAAUUUUAUAUUAGUAAAUCCAACCAGCGUUGAGUAAAUUAAGGAUUUUUUCACCACAAAAUAAUAAUCUAUUGGUCCAGAUGUGCAUUUGAAUAAAUGGAUGAAUUGUUGUUGGAGGGCCUUUUA
Molecule: messenger RNA, 3470 nt
Organism: Hypomesus transpacificus
Lineage: Eukaryota; Metazoa; Chordata; Actinopteri; Osmeriformes; Osmeridae
Gene: cbln4
Product: cerebellin 4 precursor
Exons: 3
Coding region: 302-904 (200 amino acids)
Molecular function (GO): protein binding
Source: RefSeq, a predicted model, not a curated record